Molecule: messenger RNA, 7192 nt
Organism: Myodes glareolus (Bank vole)
Lineage: Eukaryota; Metazoa; Chordata; Mammalia; Rodentia; Cricetidae
Gene: Snx30
Product: sorting nexin family member 30
Biological process (GO): protein transport; reticulophagy; piecemeal microautophagy of the nucleus
Cellular component (GO): cytoplasm; phagophore assembly site; early endosome
Molecular function (GO): protein binding; phosphatidylinositol binding
Source: RefSeq, a predicted model, not a curated record
GCUGGGAGUCGUGGGCGGCGUGGCGCUGCUAGCUGGGCGCAGGGCCGGAGGUGCUGGGGAUCGACACUGCUUGGCGCGCGGAGCUGCGGUGUGCCUCUCGGGAAAGCCCAGCCUUGUGGGCAGGAGAAGCGGCGGCGGACCUCACCGACUGGUACAGGGCCUCGAGCCGAGGAGGGCCGAGUGCUGCGGGAGGAAGCAACCGCGGCGGCGGGUCCCGAGCGCUGCGCGCCAUGGCGGGCGGGCCCCCCAAGGCCCUGCUGUCCACGGGGCCCCAGUCCCUGCGCGACAUGCCGCACCCGCUGGCCGGCUCCAGCAGCGAGGAGGCCGUGGGAGGCGACAGCACUCCCAGCCCGGACCUUCUGAUGGCCCGCAGCUUCGGUGACAAGGAUCUCAUUUUGCCCAAUGGUGGUACUCCAGCGGGCACUUCGAGCCCAGCGUCUUCAUCUUCCCUUCUGAACAGACUCCAGCUUGAUGAUGACAUUGAUGGUGAAACUAGAGAUCUCUUUGUCACGGUUGAUGAUCCUAAGAAGCACGUCUGUACAAUGGAGACCUACAUCACAUACAGGAUCACUACCAAAAGUACUCGGGUGGAGUUUGACUUGCCAGAAUAUUCUGUUCGAAGAAGAUACCAGGAUUUUGACUGGUUGAGAAACAAACUGGAAGAAUCACAGCCCACUCAUCUCAUUCCCCCGCUUCCUGAGAAGUUUGUGGUGAAAGGGGUCGUGGAUCGUUUCUCAGAAGAGUUUGUGGAGACCAGAAGAAAAGCUUUGGAUAAAUUCCUAAAAAGAAUUACAGAUCACCCUGUGCUCUCUUUCAAUGAACACUUCAAUGUAUUCCUCACUGCUAAGGACCUGAAUGCCUACAAGAAGCAGGGGAUGGCAUUGCUGAGCCGAGUGGGAGAGUCAGUCAAACAUGUCACGGGAGGCUAUAAGCUGAGGAGUCGGCCUCUGGAGUUUGCAGCCAUCGGUGACUACUUAGAUACUUUUGCACUCAAACUGGGAACCAUUGAUCGGAUAGCCCAGCGGAUCAUCAAAGAAGAAAUAGAGUACCUCGUAGAGCUGAGGGAAUAUGGGCCUGUGUAUUCCACGUGGAGCGCCUUGGAAGGUGAACUGGCGGAGCCCCUGGAAGGUGUGUCGGCCUGCAUUGGGAACUGCUCCACGGCCUUGGAAGAGCUGACCGAUGAUGUAACAGAGGACUUUCUACCAGUGCUCAGGGAAUACAUUCUGUACUCAGACUCCAUGAAGAAUGUAUUGAAGAAGAGGGACCAAGUUCAGGCUGAGUACGAAGCCAAACUGGAAGCUGUGGCUCUGAGAAAGGAAGAUCGUCCCAAGGUGCCCACAGAUGUGGAGAAGUGCCAGGACAGGAUGGAGUGCUUCAAUGCUGACCUUAAGGCUGAUAUGGAGAGGUGGCAGAGCAACAAGCGACAUGACUUCCGGCAGCUGCUCGUGGGCUUGGCUGACAAGAAUAUCCAGUAUUAUGAGAAGUGCCUCAUGGCGUGGGAGUCAAUUAUUCCACUACUGCAAGAAAAACAAGAGACCAAGUAGAUUUGUUCUUGGGACAGAGACUUCUGCCUCCACAGGGCAUGGCACCCUGAACCAGAGAGUCCCUGCAGUGCUGGAGAGGUGGCCAUGAGGAAACAGCACAACAGCACCUCCCCGCUCCCUCCCACCACAGUUAUUUUCAGUUAGUAUUUAUUCCUUGUUGGAGUCUGUGAGUCUGUAAUCAUCUCUCAACAGAAGCAUACCUCCAUAUUGUGAAGGAACCUCCUAAAUGGAACACUAUGAAGACUUGAAACUAAGGGACAGAACAGCCCCCAGAUGACAUGUGACAUCACUUUGGGGGCAGCCCAAUUGCUUUUAUGAGACAGAACAACAACCCUGCUUUUCAGGGACACAGGAGACAUGAAGAAGGCAGCUGUGGCUUGCUGUGGAGACCAUGAGGUUCUGCACUUUACCCCUGAGGGCAUUGACCUGUCCCAGCAUAGGAGGUAUAGGUACCUUCUUGGAAAGUCCUUAAUUUACAGUGGCCUGUGGCUAUGACUGUGGCCUACUGCCUGCUCAUCGUGAGUGGCAUCUUUUGACUUGUUUCUGGUUCACAUGGGUCCAUUUAAAUCAGUGUCCGUGUGCAUCAGUGCUUGAGCCAGCGUCCUUGUCCUUAUGCGAUGUCUCAGGAAGCUGAAGGGAAUGCUCCUGGAUCUUGUUUCUGGCACCAGAAUGCUAUAGAUGAGAAGAUUUUAGGUGUGUAUUGGCAAAAACAUGCAUUUUUUUAUGUGAAGGUGUCAAUGUGCUUGUUUUGCUUGUUUAACCAUUGUCGUGUUUGCUCUUAGACCUCUUAGGAAACAGCUGCUAUUUUAUGGUCAGCGACUCUCCUGUGUGCCAAGCCCCAGCACCAGUGUCUGUUUUAUGCAAUUUGCCUUUACUUCACCAAAAAUGUCUGGUUUAAUACUUCCUGUCAUGCCCACUGGAUAUCCGGGCAACCUUGCAGUGAGGGCUGGUAUGUCACAUUGUCGUGACCGUCACCAGUUUGUAAAUUCAAUGUGAAUGUUCUACAUGAGUGUUUGACCCCCAGAAUUCUGUGGUCAGGACGGAAGUACCUGCAGGGCACUCAGACGAGAAGAGUGACAACAUGCUCUUGGCUUCUAGAUAUGUGGAAAUCUCCGUUUGCUGCCAAAAUCUGGAGACUGCUGGCUGUGCUUAAAGUCUUCAUUUGAAACUUUUCAAGUUGCCAUAAACCCAACAGCUAGAAAGGCUCUUUUUCAGGUCACUGUUGAAAAGCAGCUGCAUAGUGUGUUCUUUCAUCUGUGACUCUUUGCUAAAAACCCAUAAAUUUGAGCCUCGAGUAAAUGGAAGGGUUUUGUUUGUUUUUGAAAUGAAGCAGUCAAGUUACUGCUUCACAUACAAGUUAUUUGCAAAUUCUAAUCAGCGCACAGCCUUCCUUCCCUCGCGCUGAGCUGGCCUCCCGUCAGCUGCGUUUGGGACAUCAUAGACAGCAUGAAACAAUUUGCCUUUUCCUCACAUUUGACAAGUUUGUGAUUGAAAUAAUAGUUCCUGCAACUAUUGGUACUUGCCCAAACCCCCUCUGUGCCAUCUUGAAAUCCUUUGAUGUGAAUUCUGUUUGGUACAAAUAGAAAUGGCCCACUGAAGUGGAAAGGUAAGAACAGUCUGUCCACUCCAAACUUCAGUGGCUUAGCAUCUCAUUCUACCUCUGAAGCCAUCAGGUUGGUGUGGGUGUAAAUGACCAGAGUCAACCUGAGCAUGCUGGUAGAGUCAGGCAUGUGUCCAGUCACCUCCAGGUCUCCAUUGAUAUAUGGCCCAGCAGUGAUGUUCAUCUUUGGGAAACAUGAAACUUUGCUUUGUGGACUGUGUGCUUGAUAAGUGUCCAGUGUAAUGUUUGGCAAGAACUACAGAAAGAAUUAAGGAGAAGCUAAAAUUUGAUGACUAGCUGGUUGCUGAAAUCCCAAGUCAAUCCUGUGUGCUGGUUAGCUACACAAGAAGGAAGGCCUGUGAAAACAGCCCUGGGGUGCAUGGGGAAGUGUACGGAGAGAAGCAGGAUCCACCGCCAUUCCCUCAUGAGAGACUGGCUUUUACGACAUCUUAAAAUUUCUGUCUUGUUCUAUUUAUUUGGCCAGCAAGCAAUGUCCCUAGGCUUUGAGAUCCAGAAAGAGCUGGAAUAAUGGAAACUUUCUACCCCCUAGAAAUGAUAUCAGUGGCUAGGCCAGGAACAGCCAUGCACAAGAAGGCACUCUUCUCCCUGUCUUCAGGCUAGCAUCUGGUGCGCUGAGGAGCCUGGCCCAGAGAAAAAGGGGCAGAAGGCAGUGGAAAGAGGCCUCCUACCCGUCUACUCUGGGGCUCCCUCAAGUCCCCGGAAGCUCAGCAGUCCCAAGCAUUUGCUUCCUCUUGGCCAAGCCCAAAAGAGAUUUCCCCCCACAAAAUAUUGCUCAGAGACCACAGUGCCAAAAGGCCUUAGAGAGAGGCCUCAUUAGUUCUUCUUGAGCCUCUGCCCUGAAGUCACAGAUCCCUCUUGUUUGUUUUCCAUGAGGCUUUGCCUUGAGGGUAGAGCACUGUACCUCAGGUAGAGAGAUAUGGAUGGCUGUGGAGGCUUGAACACAGGACAGUGAAAUGAAAGCUGGCCCUGUAACUGCCCAGGUCCUCAGAAAUGGAGGGUUUGUUCACUGGGUUAGAAAUCUGCCCAGGCAAAAAAAAAAAAAAAAAAAAAAAAAAAUUCUUAAAACCAAGGAGAUUUGAGAGAUGCAAGAGUUUAGGACAGUGUUAUGAUUUGUAGUAGAAAAGGGUACUAUUAAUGCUGACAAUUUACAAGAAGAAUCUGGGCUGCACACUCAAAGCAAGGACGCUUAGUUCUGGAGUAAGGAGGGGCUCACUCCUCAGCCUGUGUGAAGUUGGGUUUUAUCUUCUAAAACUCAGUAAUGAUUGUUGGUGAGUGGAAGGUAGGCUUAGGGGGGCAGCGGGCUUGGUGCUUCACCGGGUUUCUUCUGAACUUACCAGGUAUUUUCCCAUAGCUGAAACAAGAAAGCCCCACCAUGCCUAGGGACAGAUGUGAACCCCAUAGAGUGUGCUCUAGAUGUUGAGUAGAAUGUACUCUUUCUGCUGUCCACGGGAGGAAACUGUCCGUGCACACUGCAGCCCUUGAUGAAGCCCAGUGGAAGUUGACUUUAGAAGCGAGUGUGAUGGCACUGCUUCUCUUAGGAUAGCACCCAAGGAACACUCAGCCUCUGGGACUUGGUCCUGUCCUGUGAAGGCAGGACCUUCUGAAGCUCUAGGUACCAGGUAGCUGGUUGUUUCAGUGAGGUCAUUUGAAUCAUGGUAACGUCACUACACCACACUACACUAUCCUGAGUGCUUGGGGUGGGUAGAACAAAGCCAAGGACUGCCUUAGAGACUGUGUUGACGUUACUGGUUUGGGUCUUAGAGUCAGCUGGAAGUGGGCUCUUCUCUGGCUAGGUGGAGCUGGUGACUGUGAAGGGUGAUUCUUUUGGAGGAUCAGCUCCUGGGACUGGGGCUGGGCACCCACUUCUGGACCCAUCUUCUCAUAAAUGGUAUUUGGAAAUGAAGUAAGGUAAGCAUAUGGCUAGGGUACUUUGCUCACCUUCAGUUACAAAUUACAUUGGGAAUUUGGGCUUGCCUUCUCGCUCUCAAGAGUCUUCAGGAUGACAACAGAUUGCAUGUGCCUUCUCACCACCUGUGACUUGCUCUACUCAGGUAGCGGGAGGCACUUAGCAGUAGAGUUGAGGAAAAUGGCCUCUUUGGGCCAGAUAGAGGUGCAGUCGGUGUGUUGGGGCUACUUGCUUCCUCCCUAUUUUUAAUUUAGUGACUAAUGAGAGACUCGGUUUUUACGAACCUGCUCUGUAGGUCGUCAGUGUUCCGUUUUGAAGUUGUCCCCAUGCCUGCACACAUCAGAGGGCAGGAACUCGGUGUCUAAGAAGGCUGGAAGCGCUGUUACAGGGGCUGACCAUUAUCUCCUAAUCAUAUCUGUUAGGAAUAUUCCUGGGUAUGACUGACUAUCCAAUACUUUAUGUGUGGCAAAAAAUGUUACUAGUUCUUAACUAUUGUAGUUUGUAAAUAAGCGCUGUGGGGUGGGGAAACUUUUAAAGAGACAAAUAAGAUGUGUAUCUCAUAUCGGUGUUCUUAGCACUUGAAAACCAACACAUCCAUAAAAAGCCACAGACUGUUAAAGCAUAACAGUAGUUCUUAAAAAUUUGUCAGUGCCCACUAAUUGCCUUACUCUUCAGCUAGUGUUUUAAAAUGUUUGCAUAGAUAGAGUUUUACAUGUAGAAGCAGUUGGUCUAGAAACUUAUUAUAGGCCAUCUUCAGUCCUCUUAAAAGUCACAAGCCAGAGGUAUAGGUCACAGAAGGAAGGUGGCCUUUUGGGAAGCAAGACUAAAUGUUUCUGUUGGCAAGUGGUAUUUGAAAAUAAUGUCAAGAAACAGGGAGCACAGCCCUUUUUGAUGUUUUUGAGGAAGAAAGACAAGCUUCGUGUGCUUUGGCCUAGUUUGGGGUGUGGAGGAUACAGACAUUAUCAGCAGUGACAAAUUGCAUAGCUUCUGAGAACCCCUAGAUUAUGGCAGCAUGAAAGGUUUACCUUGCUUCUUCAGAGUGGGCCCCAGAGCACACUAGGAUAGAAAUUCUCCAAAGGUUGAAAUGCCAAAUAGCAUACUUGUUCUGCCAACUCACUCAUUAUUAAAGCCAGUGUUGAAGGGUUCAAAUGUGCCUCUCCCAGAAGUACCGCCCAAGUAUUGGGUGAUUCUGGGCUCUCCACAGUCCAGGUCAGAGCAGCUAACACCUGUGCACGCUGCUGUUGGACAGGCUGGUCCACAGCCUUAGACUGGCACUCUGCCAGGAACUAUGCUGGAGGGAAGGAGGGGGAGAAAUUUUUUCCCUAGAUUGCAAAGCAUCGUGUCGAUUGGUAGAUUGCUGUAACAAAACAGCUGUGUCCACUGGGCCUUCAUCCAGGGACAAAGCAGCACAAGCCAGCAUCUUUACCAGUCAGCACUGCCCACCUAGGCGGUGCAGGGCUGGGCUCCCUCAGAGUCCCUGCUCAUUGUAUUUCUGUGAUUUCUGUGUGCCUGUUCCCUUCAUGCCUGCGUCAGGAAUGCAUGGAGAGACAGCCUACAUCUGACAGACUCCCAUGAAGCAAACUGCCAGCAAACCUUCUAACUGUCAUUCUAACUCUUCAAGGGGGAUGAAAACAAAUAUUUGGACUUUUUUUUUUUUUGAAAUUGUUCUUUGUGUUUAAAACUUCCAGAGAAAGAAACAGGCUUCUGAGGUAUGGAGUCCCACCCUGGUGUGCUGGCUCGCUCCAUACUGCCAUUAAACCAAAACAAAAGCUGUGAACAUAAGUGCUUGAGGAAAUAUGUGUUGAUAAGAAAGUGAUGUAUUUACAGAACUAAGUCUUUAUCUCAUGAAACUACCGAAAAAGAAUGUCACCUUUCUCUUUGUUACAGAACUAGAGAUGUUUUGUUGUAUUUUUUAUGCUGGCACGAGGUUCUUGUCCGCUUUGAUUUUUUGUGUAUCUGUGUGUAAGAAAUUCUGUUUGUUGUUUACUAUGGAAUUAGUAUUACAUUUUGAGGUAAACAAAGAAUUUGUAUUGCUUGAUAAACUAUUAGCUUGUAAAUUAAAAAAAUCUUUACCUCACUUAAAGUAAUGGACCAAUAAACCUAUAAAAGAUGCUUUAUUUA